AAACUUCUAAAAAGUUUUACUUAUUGUAUAUACCCCAUUCUUAUAUAUACAUAUUUAUGAUUAUAAUUCCGUAUAAUUAUAAUUUUUGAAAGUUCUCAAGGAAGAUAGCACACUAUAUCCAGGAAGCAUCCCAAAUGAAUCAUUUCCUCUUCGGACAUUCGUAGAAUUCAAUAAUAGGCUAACUAAGAAAAACAUUUGUGUGACACUAAGAUAUAUGUAUUGGUUACUGUCUGGCUCGUCAGAAGAAGUAAUGCGAUCGGAUUUAGAUGGAAAAAACAUGAAAACUCUUAGAAAAGACAAUAAAUGCUUUCGUAACGAACUACAUCUAGAGUCCUACUGGACCUUACAGACUGAUACAACAAAUAUUGAGCCGCUAUUAUAUUGGAGUGGUUUCAAUGGCUUUGUCAUAACAGAUAUUGAUGGUUGUAAAUAUUACAAGAUUUCAAACUUUAGAGAUAUAGACAAUUACAAAUAUUUAACGUUUGACAAAACAAACAUUUACUUGUACAAUGAAUACGAAAACGUAAUUUACAUUUUUAAAAAAAUAUAUCCUCUUUUCGAAUACAAAGAACAUAAAUUGGAAUAUGUACGUAGAAUACGUUACCGAGAAAAUGUUGCUUAUCUCAAUAAAUUUAUAUCACUUGAUAAAACUUUACAAACAUAUCCCCAGACGAAAUGUUUGAUACCUAACAUGAGAAAUUAUCGUAUUGAAGUAUUGAAUAAAACCAUACACAGUAUCAAUGUAAGCCUUCCAGAACCGAUUCUCAAUGACGGAUGCGAAAAGUACAACUUACCAACUACUAUAUAUAACAUCUCCAGAAGUUAUUUAACAUGUUUGGACAAUGGCAGUAACAAGUUCGAGCAAUUCAAUGUGACGACAUACGAACGGCAUUACGAAUUCAAGAAUUUAAUGCCGUUCACAGAAUAUACGCUGAAGCUAGCACUGAGCAAUUUUUACGUCCGCAAGUUAUCAAUGGACUUGCAAUUCGGCUCGGAUGUGAAAGUGAUAACUACCGGAAAGCUCGACAUGCCAGAAGAUGUGACGGUUCAAGUUUUAACGCCAACGUUAGCGAUAGUUUAUUGGAUGCCAUCCAAGAAAUUAAACUGCGUGACAGUGACCUACGAGGUGCAUUGGAUGCAAUUUUCAAAUAAAACGCAAGAAAUAAUACAAAAAUCUCCCAUCACAAAACUUAUCGAUACGCUCGAACGUACAACAGAUGGAAAGCUUUUCACGACAAUCGGGUCGCUGCUGUCAAAACAUAAUUAUCAGAUAUAUGUGCGUGUAUAUCCAUACAAUUUUAGUCAAUUCUUCACUGACAGUUUAAACAAAACAAUCUACAUGUCAGAACCGAAUAUAAGUUUAAUCGGAGUCAGUACAAAUAGUAUGAAUAUCUCAUGGAUUUCUGGCGUCAAUUUGACGAUGCACACGAAAUUCCGUCCCAUACUGGAAUACAAAAACGAUGUGAUGUGGGAGUGGCAAAUGGCAAAUAUCAGUGAAAGAAAUAAUAAUAAAAUAAUAUAUUAUAUAAAUUUAUUGCCGCAAACUCUAUACAAUUUCCGUUUGAUCCUGAAAUACCCCGAAUACAUGGACGACUUUGUAUGGCCUGAAAAAGGAUUUAGAUUUGAAACGCAUGGUAAUGUACCAAGUGCUCCUGGGAGACCCAUUGUAACAAAACUUCCAAAUUUGACGUAUCAAUUAAACUGGGAACAUGCGCAAGCUCAUGAUUCACCAGUGAUUUUGUAUCGACUGGAGGGUUUAAUUGUCGAAAAUAAUGACAAAGAAGUCAAUCAAACCGACAAAAUCAAUCAUUGGAAUUUAUACUAUAAUGGAACAAAUAAUUAUUGCUGGAUAACGACGAAAGAAAUGAAUCAGAAAUAUCUUUUUCGUGUGCAGGCUACAAAUACUUAUGGUUCUGGGAAAUGGAGCGGCGAAUCAAGAGUCGUUGAUUUAACAUCAAAUCUGAAAUCUAAUAAGAACGAAAUAUUAACUGUGCAAUACGUAACGUUAAUAUUAAGCAUUGUCGCUACCAUCGUAAUCUAUAAUGUUUACUACUUUUACUGCUGUGAGCACUGGCAACGCAAAAAAAAAAAAAAUAAUUACGCAUUCAAUAAUCAAUAUGAAUCAACAACCGCGAACGAAACAUCUUUCGUAAACUAUGAACUCCACUCUGUGCACGAUCCUAAAUUGCAAAGUGAUAUCGACGAAUUUGCAAAUAUAAUAAUCGAUAAAAAGCAAAUCACCUUAGGAAAUCUUCUAGGCAGCGGUGCAUUUGGAGAGGUACAUCAAGGAAUUGUCAAAAAUGGAGAAGUUUCGGAAAUAAUGCCUGUCGCCAUUAAGAUGCUACGAAAUGCUACCUGGCAAAAGAAACAAGAAUUCUUGGAAGAGGCUAAAAUUAUGAAAGAAUUUGACCACAAACAUGUGCUAAGAUUGUUGGGCAUCUGUAUUACCGAGGAUCAACCAUGGCUGAUAUUGGAAUUAAUGGAAGUUGGUGACUUACUGAAAUAUUUGAGAGAGACUCGAACAUUGCAUCCGGAAGAUCCGCACGCCCUGCGUCUACAAGAUUUGCUUGCUAUGUGCGAAGAUGUUGCUCGAGGUUGUCGCUAUUUAGAAGAACAGCACUAUGUGCAUAGAGAUCUCGCUUGUCGAAAUUGCUUAAUAUCCUCGAGAAAUCGUGAAAACCGUGUUGUGAAAAUCAGCGACUUCGGACUAGCUAAAGAUGUUUACAUCAAAGACUAUUAUCGUACGGGAGGAGAAGGCCUGCUUCCUUUUCGUUGGAUGGCACCGGAAUCUUUGAUAGACCGAAUAUUUACUUCACAAAGCGAUGUUUGGUCAUUCGGGGUACUAAUGUGGGAAAUUACAUCGUUGGGACAACAUCCCUAUGCUGCCUUAUAUAGUUUUAAUGAAGUAAAGGAGUAUGUGUGUGCAGGGAAAAAGUUAUCCAAAUCCUAUCACUGUCCAGAGAAAUUAUACGAUUUGAUGCUAAAUUGCUGGAAUGCGGCAAAUGAUAGACCAAAUUUCAUGAGUUGUCUCGAAACUAUUGUAACCUUAAGAAACGAAAUAGAAGACACAAUCCUGCAUUCAUCUCCGCCUUCUGAAUAUCGUCCGACAGCGGAUUUUCUCUGAAGCACAGCCAAUCGUAUUUGUAUUUUUGAACUUUUAACUGCGAAUCAUGCUUCAAACAAUAUCAUAUAGACAUAAUUAGUUUUUUGUAUGAACAAUUUUUGAGAUCUUUGAUCGUCGUUAAUAACACUGUUCAGUAAAAAAAACACCGGUACGAGACUAGAUGUUUCUUAUAGUAUUUUUGACGCUGAACACGAAUCUGUCUUAAAAAUUGCUCCAUCACGGCACAAUUUAAAAAAAUUGCAAUUGUAAGAAAGUGCUAUUUUUUCGAAUUUUGUCAUAUUAUAACUACAAUAUAUGUGACGUACUAAAGAAGUUUUCUUGCCAUCAUACAAAGUAUGUUGACAAUUGAUUUUGUAUUCAUUGUUAGUGACCUAAAAGACCUUUAAGAAUAAAUAAACAUAUUUUAAAACUG
Messenger RNA from Nylanderia fulva, 3536 nucleotides. The record is from RefSeq and is a predicted model, not a curated record. Lineage: Eukaryota; Metazoa; Arthropoda; Insecta; Hymenoptera; Formicidae.